This is a messenger RNA of Echinostoma caproni, 1482 nucleotides long. Lineage: Eukaryota; Metazoa; Platyhelminthes; Trematoda; Plagiorchiida; Echinostomatidae. The record is from the annotation of a GenBank genome assembly.
AUGUGUUUAGGUAUUUCACAACUGUUCACAGUGCUUCUCGUGACGUUUCCUUCUCUUAUACAGCUGAUCAAAGUGGAUGAGGAACACACCAACCCCAAGACUCAACGCGCUUCUCGAUCGCUAGUCUUGCCAAGAAAUGUUUGGCUCGUACUAAGCGUCCCGCUGUUUGCUUUUCAAGCUUCAAAACAAGAACUUGAAAGCUCGCAACCGGAACUGGAUGCAUUGGCUCGAGAAAACCGAUCGUUACUGUUUCGUAGUCACGGUCUCACGUGGAUGGCCAUUCUCAAAGACACAACGAUCAAUAUCAGUGCCAGUUUGGACGUGUGUGUUGACAAUUUCCUCGUCCGACCACUCGUACAUUCGGAUGGUCACAAUCAAACCCUUUAUCAAGAGUCCUGUUCCCGAGGUCUGACCUGGCGCGAUCCGCACACCGGACAGGCCCGAAGAGUGCUCCUCGACUCAACCGGCGCGGAUGCCUCAUUCCGACCAAUCAACUCGGUUCGUGAAAUGCAGAAUGAGCAUUUUGAGUUGGAUUUGAUCGAAAAUAGCACAUUUAUCGGACGAUCCAGAUGGUUUCGUGUGACAGGGACCUUUAUUCUAGCCAUUUGUGCCACAUUCCUUUUUCUCCUGUUCAGCAUUACCUUGUGUGUCUCAAUCGCACUAACCCGUGGGAAGCGUUGCAAAUCGCCAUCCCGUGCCAUAGCUAUCAGUCCCAGUCGAACUGUGAAUUCCGGCUCACGUACUCGAGUAUUCCGACCGCCGGACUAUGCAGAAGACAGUCUGUUACCGCGAAUACAAAAAUCGAAAACAGCAGAGGAAGAAACCCAGUCAUUCGGUACAGAACCGGUUUCCACAGAGAAUGGGGAAAGUUUGUUCCAGCAUGACGCAAACACGUGUCGAAGUUUGGUGGCGGAGGACGGAGAUACUGAGGUGAUGGAUCCCAUGGCUACCAGCGCCAUGCAACUUGCUCGUAAUUGGUUCCUUUACCGCAACAGAGGCGAUCGCCUACGGCAGCGGACAAUGAUCGGUCAUCCGUCUUUGACAAACCCACCCGUAGUUAUCCCUCAUCCUCCUGCCUCGCCCCUGACUGCCACCGCAUCUUCCCCAUAUGCCCUAUUGAAGCAUCCCACAGACAAAGUUUGUAUGCCCUCAUUUGUAGAAACCCAAGCUUCGCGUGAUUUUAAACCAACUGUUCCGUCAUCAACCAAUUUCCGACAUUCGCUUGUACUCUCUGUGGAUGAUCAUGACCAGUUGAUAAUCCUACCAUCGACACAAUCAAUCACAAGCAGUAUGCAUCGUACUGGAACAACUGGAGCCAACAGUUCUAUUCAUGAAGUCCCAGAAGGAGAAAGUGAUACGGAGGGAAAUUUGACCAGUAACGAACACAACAGUUUACCCACUAUGCAUCAGCGUUCGCGGUUGCGGACAAUCGAUGGUUCCAGUCAGUCAGAUACAUCGCGGCAUUUGGAAUGCGACGGUUAG